Molecule: messenger RNA, 681 nt
Organism: Sitodiplosis mosellana (orange wheat blossom midge)
Lineage: Eukaryota; Metazoa; Arthropoda; Insecta; Diptera; Cecidomyiidae
Exons: 3
Coding region: 233-562 (109 amino acids)
Source: RefSeq, a predicted model, not a curated record
AACACAGCAGGACGGUACCGUUCAAAACGAAACUCCGCUGUGCUACACAUUACCGCUGUGGUACGUUUUGUUCGGUAGUUUUUUCUUGUAUCGUUUUGUUCGGCGAUUGUUUAAUAAGUCGUUUUUAUGCUCACGGGUUCAUUUGUUCAUCGGUCGUCCUACUUUUUUCAAACUAGUUAGUUUCAUUUUGCACACGCUUCUCAAUCAAUCAAAGUGGACGGUCCAAGGGAAUAUGAAGCUUGUUAUCACCAUAUCCAUAUUUUUGUAUCUCAUUGUAUUAUGUCAAGCAGUGAACAUGGAUGAAUCAACAGAAGAGGAAUUGAAAAAGUUUAUCGAAAAAGGGCUUGAGAUUUACAAAUGGAUUGAAGAAGAAGAAAAGAAGCUACAUGAAGCGUUUGAAAAAAGCCAGCUAAAUGAUUAUAUUGAUUCUGAACCUGAAGUGAAUGCAAACGAAAGCGACAAGGACGAAGUCAAAAAUUCAGACCCCACAAAAACGCUCAUGAAGAUUGCCUGGAACGUUGCAAGGAAGAUGAUGAAAAAAUCCAAUAAUGAGCUUAGUUAAAUUCGAUCGGUUUUGUUGUAAGGCUGCACUUUAAAGAUUACUAGAUUAUUCAAGAGCAACAUAAGUAAACAAUAAGCAAUGUUUAUAAAUUGAAUUUUCCUAAUAAAUCAUUAAAAGGA